This is a messenger RNA of Microcebus murinus (gray mouse lemur), 975 nucleotides long. The record is from RefSeq and is a predicted model, not a curated record. NCBI's taxonomy places the organism in Eukaryota, Metazoa, Chordata, Mammalia, Primates, Cheirogaleidae.
GUAGGUUCUCCUGCCAAUCCCCCACCCCACCCUCCCGCUCGCCGAGCACCUGCCGGGUGCCGCGGCACGGGAGACAGCGCAGUGCACGCCCGGCAGACUGCUGGAGGAGGAGGAGGAGAAGCUGAAGCAGCUGAUGCGGCUGAAGGAGGAGCAGGAGCGCUACAUCGAGCGCGCGCAGCAGGAGAAGGAAGAGCUGCAGCAGGAGAUGGCGCAGCAGAGCCGCUCCCUGCAGCAGGCCCAGCAGCAGCUGGAGGAGGUGCGGCACAACCGGCAGAGGGCCGACGAGGACGUGGAGGCUGCCCAGCGGAAGUUGCGCCAGGCCAGCACCAAUGUGAAACACUGGAACGUCCAGAUGAACCGACUCAUGCAUCCGAUUGAGCCUGGGGAUAAGCGUCCCACCACCAGCAGCUCCUUCACAGGCUUCCAGCCCCCUCUGCUUGCCCGCCGUGACUCCUCCCUAAAGCGCCUGACCCGCUGGGGGUCCCAGGGCAGCAGGACCUCCUCGCCCACCGGCAGUGAGCAGCAGAAGUCCCUCAAUGGAGGGGAUGAGGCUCCAGUCCUGGCUUCCACCCCUCAGGAAGAUAAACUGGAUCCAGCACCAGAAAAUUAGCCUCUCCUAGCCCCUUGUUCCUCCCAAUGUUGUGUCCACCAGGACCUAGCCACAGCUGGCCUGUGGGUGACACCAGCCCUGCUAGGAGAGGGCGCUGAGGUCCUGCUGCCAGGGGCCCGGGCCCUCCAAACAUAACACAGUCCAGGAUGGAACCUCAUUCAUCUUUCACACCAGCCCCAAGCCCCAGACUGUGGAGGCUGGCUGGGAUGUUGAUCCUCGAGAACUUGGCCCCUUGCUUUAGCCCAAAGGACCUGAUGACUUGGGCUGGGAAAGAGAGUAAGCAAACAAGCCAGGGGCCUCCUGCCUCCAGGCUGCCACCAGAUUGUGGAGGCACAUUUCCAAAUAAAAACUGCUGUUGGAAUGAA